UUUUUGUGAGUUUGCUAGAUUUAUGUGGAGUUGUGGUCUAUGUGUCUGAAAUUAAAAGGAUGACUUAUGUUCCCGGAGAGUAUGAUGCAAGUACUGCAUGCAAUUAUCUAUAUUUCCGUCUCAUGGAUCAGAAAGGUAGGGAGCUGCCAUGUUUUGCGCUUGGUCAUUAUGCUGCUGAUUUUAUGAAUGUGUGGACAAGCCGAGGCUACCAGGCUUCAUUCCGUUAUCAACCUGUUUUCUGUGUGUUGCGUUUCUGGAAAGUCGAUGAGUUCAUGGGUGAACCUUCUAUCUCCACCAGAAUUGGUUGUUCUAAGAUAUAUCUUGAGCCCACAUUACCGGAGAUCAAGGACUUGAGGAUGAUGUCGGUUUUCAUAGCUAGGGUUACAUGGGCUAUUGAAGUAGGUGAGGAUUGUGAUGACGCCGGUGAAGUUGUUGAUCAGAAUUCUUAA
Molecule: messenger RNA, 449 nt
Organism: Arabidopsis lyrata subsp. lyrata
Lineage: Eukaryota; Viridiplantae; Streptophyta; Magnoliopsida; Brassicales; Brassicaceae
Exons: 4
Coding region: 60-449 (129 amino acids)
Source: RefSeq, a predicted model, not a curated record